GUUCUUCUUUUACAAGAAAUUGUGGUGUCACAGCCUUACAAAUUCAAACCAUCAACAAGAGAUAGAGGGCAAGUGUGGGAGGGCAUUACGGCAAGGCUAAAUGCCACAGAAUUAUUCCAUGAUCGGCUCUGUAACAAGAGAGCAGUCAGGGACAGGUAUCAAUUACUUUCAAAGAAAUUCAAGAACAAAAUGGCUGAGGAAGAACGAGCAAGUGGGAUAUCCCCUGAGAUGACAGAAACAGACAAGUUGCUGGAACAGAUAGUGGAACAGUUUGAGGAAAGUGAAAGAGACGCCGGAGAACAGUCAGAGAAGAAUGACCAAAAUAAGGAGAAUGAAAGGAAAAAGGCAGAAGAGAUGAGAAACAGGUCGAUGGAGAAGCUGGGGGAGACUCAGAAAAGAAAGGCAACAGCUGAGGAUGGGCAACAAACAACACCGAGAAAGAGAUCAUCAGGAUCAGAAACCCUCGUGUAUUUGAGGGAAAAGGCAGAACGGGAGUUUGAGCUAAGACAAGAGGAAUUAGAAGUAAAAAAGAAAGAACAAUCUGCACAACUUCAGAUGUUCCAGUAUAUGCAACAGCAACUGCAGCAACAGCAACAACAACAACAACAGCAAAUGCAAGUUCAAAUUCAGCAGCAGCAACUGCAAAAUCAAAUGCUCUUGGCACUUAUUGAGAAAAUCACCAAGUAA
This is a messenger RNA of Pocillopora meandrina, 687 nucleotides long. NCBI's taxonomy places the organism in Eukaryota, Metazoa, Cnidaria, Anthozoa, Scleractinia, Pocilloporidae. The record is from the annotation of a GenBank genome assembly.